CCUCAGUUUUGGAGGCGGUCCAGCAGUGAACCACCUCUAUAUGUGCGCCAUCUGCCAAGUGGAGAUUGAAUCUCUGGCUAAACGCAGAAAAAUGGAAAUAGACACUUUCAUCAAGCUAAACAAAGAGUUUCAGGCUGAGGAGGCUCCGACUGUAAUCCUGUGCAUCAGCAUGCAGUGGUUCAGAGAGUGGGAGAGCUUUGUGAAAGGCAAAGACAAUGAGCCACCUGGUCCCAUCGACAACAGUAAAAUUGGCGUUAUGAAAGGAGGACACAUACAACUCAAACAAGGUGCAGACUAUGGUCAGAUCUCAGAGGAGACAUGGCAGUACUUGUUGGGUAUUUAUGGCGGAGGCCCUGAGAUCGCAGUGAGACAGACGGUGGCCCCGGCUGACCCUGACAGCUUUCAUGGAGAGAGGAAGAUUGAGGCCGAGACCAGAGCACUUUGAGAUAAAAAGAGGUCUUCUGAUUCCCCUUUCCACUCCUGCCCUCACAGGAAGCUGAGGAAUUUGCACCUUGGUGAUGAUGCUUCGUCGUGAGCACUUUGUAAAUGUAGCAACGCAUUAUUCUGAAGCCGUGUUGCAAAAGGGUGAACCGGAACUUAAAUAUCACGUAGUUUAUUUAUUGGAAAACUCUGAACCUCAGUGUAAAGGUGUAAAAAAAUAAGACGUAAUGUCACAUCUCUGGAGUUGUUUUUGGUAGCUAUGAUGUUUCAGUGGCUGCUGUAGUGACUAGGUGUCAUAUACUACUAAACUGGCCAGCAGACAGCUACUGGUGUCAUGAACCAGUUUGCUGAGGAGGAGAGCAGAACUACAGUGUGAUGUUUGGUUUGAGGACUUUUCUUCCUCAAUAGAAACAACAACUUUUAAGAGACAUUAUGAAGCUUUCUGUUGUUUGCCUGUUUACUAGUUACAUAGCAACAAGUUCAGACAUCAAGUGAGAUAUUGCAUAAAUCUUCCUCUUGCACCUCCAACCUUAAAUACACAGUAUAACUAAUCCCUCAGGAACGGAAGUCUUUUGAUUGUUUGAGCCAGUGAAACAAUUAUAUUGACAGAGAAUAAGAAAAAAAAAACAAACACAGCAGGGUUGUUUCAAACCACAAAACAUGCAUGUGUUCCAAAAAAGCAUUUUCAGGGUCAUUUGUAUUUGAAAAGCUUCAAAAAGCUUCAAAAUGCAUGUAGUGGCAACUUUAUUAUUUGGACUUGUAGGGACGUUUAGCUCACAGGAUCAAGUUUAUUUGCUCAAACACACAACACCUUAAGGUGCUCAAAAUGAUGGAAUUAUUGAUCCUGUCCAGCACUAUCCAUAAGUAGGCAUACAGAUAUAUGGCUCUAAUUUUAAACAGAGUAGAGACAUUUCUGAAAAAACUUCUAACUAGGUCAUAUAUGGCAAGAGUGCAGGAGUUAAGUAAGAGGAGGAUUACAUAGCUAGUGCAAUAACGGUACAUUUGCUGAGGGGUAAUUAGAGAAUCUUAACUGGCUUUUCUUUUAAUAGCCUACAUAGGUUUGAAAUUCCUCUGAAACAUCACAGUGUGAAUUCCCUGAUAUCAGUUCUUAAAAGAGAUUAUUCCAAAAUGACUAAUAAUGCAGUACCUGUAUAUACAAAGAGAGGAAAGUAUGAAAUGAAAUCUGACAGCAUCACAAAUAAUUAGCACAACAUGCACAAAUCCAGACCUGUUACAACAGAAUGAUCAUUUAUGAUUAGUAUCUGAUUUAUGAAGUAUAUUUUCUUAUUUUUUGAAUAAUAUCUUAAUUGUGCAUGUUUCAUCAUCAGAAAGAUGAAGCUGUACCCUGUGGUAGGGACACUACAUAGGUAUUUGCUUGUAAAAAAAUAUGUGCAUCUGCAACUUGCAUUUUUGUUGAAGAUGCAUUUUAAAAUGUGUAAAAAUACACGUGUUUGCCAAUUUAGACACCAUGGCUUGUUUACUCAAAUUACUCAAAUUAUAUUGUUGGGUAAGGUUUGAACUUCCUCCACCCUCACAGGAAACAGUCCCUUAUCUGCAGCACUUCGAAUUGAUAAAACUAGAUUGACAUCUUGUUUUUUUUUUUUUUUAUAUCUUUUGAUUAUAAAUGAAACAGGUCAACAAGAGUGCUGUGCAAUUUAACAACAACAUAUGAGACAA
This is a messenger RNA of Morone saxatilis (striped sea-bass), 2118 nucleotides long. RefSeq names its product ubiquitin carboxyl-terminal hydrolase 20-like. The record is from RefSeq and is a predicted model, not a curated record. The transcript is spliced from 5 exons. The coding region runs from base 41 to 445 and encodes 134 amino acids. Gene Ontology annotation, molecular function: cysteine-type deubiquitinase activity. Lineage: Eukaryota; Metazoa; Chordata; Actinopteri; Moronidae.